Brassica oleracea var. oleracea is the source of this 726-nucleotide messenger RNA. RefSeq names its product inositol 4-methyltransferase-like. Gene Ontology annotation, biological process: methylation. Bases 1 to 726 code for a protein of 241 amino acids. Gene Ontology annotation, molecular function: O-methyltransferase activity; protein dimerization activity; S-adenosylmethionine-dependent methyltransferase activity. Lineage: Eukaryota; Viridiplantae; Streptophyta; Magnoliopsida; Brassicales; Brassicaceae. The record is from RefSeq and is a predicted model, not a curated record. The transcript is spliced from 2 exons.
AUGAAAAACCAUCUUCAAGAUCCCUUAACCAGUCACUUGAAUCCCUGUCUAACCAAAAAAGAAGAACAAGCUGACCAAGAAAUGAUGAGCUUACAAGCAUUGAAGAUCACAACCACAUUGGCUUUCCCCAUGAUUUUCAAAGCUGCUUUAGAUCUAGGCGUCCUUGACACAAUUGCUGCCAACGGCAAAGAUGUGUGGUUCUCGUCUUCAGAAAUAGCUUUUGGUCUACCAACCAAGCCCACCAACCCCGAGGCGCCAAUGUUGCUAGACCGAAUGUUACGAUUACUCGUCAGCCACUCGGUUUUGAAGUGUCGUAUAGUUGAAACCGGAGAAAACAAUCUAACUGGAAAGAUCCAAAUGGUAUAUGCAGUCGAGCCAGUUUGCACGCUUUUCUUAAAACAUGGUCAUGAUGAGUCGGGUUCACUCAUGUCCCUAUUCAUGGUGCAGCAUAGCCAAGUCUAUUUUGAAACUUGGUACGUAUUUUAUUAUUUGAAAAUAGGCAUGCCAAACAUUGUAGUAGACAUUGUUACAGCAAUAGAACCAAAACAUGGCGACCUUUUCUCCAACAUUUUUUUCAGCAUGGACAUGUUGAUGUUAACACACUGUUCAGGUGGUAAAGAGAGGUCUUUCUCUCAGUUUGAAGCUUUAGCCAUUCCUUCAGGUUUUCUUAACUGUGAAAUCAUUUGUAUUGCAUUUUCACAUUGUGUUAUUGAAUUCCACAAAUAG